Molecule: messenger RNA, 1647 nt
Organism: Neofelis nebulosa (Clouded leopard)
Lineage: Eukaryota; Metazoa; Chordata; Mammalia; Carnivora; Felidae
Gene: ZNF684
Product: zinc finger protein 684
Biological process (GO): negative regulation of transcription by RNA polymerase II
Molecular function (GO): DNA-binding transcription repressor activity, RNA polymerase II-specific
Source: RefSeq, a predicted model, not a curated record
CCAUGUUGGCGCUAUCCAGGGAUCGGUGACAUUCCAGGAUGUGGCUGCGGACUUCACCCCAGAAGAGUGGCAGCUGCUGGACCGUGAUCAGAGAAUCUUGUAUUGGGAUGUGAUGCUGGAGAACUUUAGAAACCUCACCGCAGUGGAAGUUAUCUGCUUACUUGAUGAUGCACUAGAGAGACAGGAGGGAAGCAAAGACAAUUUUUUGAAUCAAGAUAUGUUCACCUUCAAGGAAACACUGACCAUGAAGAGAGUCCAAAAUUGUAACCUGAGUAUAAAAUGUAUUUCUUCAAGACAAACACAACAUAAAUGUGAAUCAAAUGGAAAGAGUCUGCAACCUAAUUCACACUGGCUUAGUUAUAAUAAAAGUUAUACUGGAAAAAAUUCUUAUGAAUACAAGGACUGUGGAAAAGCCUUCAAAAACAAGUUUUGUCUUAUUAGACCUGAGAGAAAAGCACAGAAGGAAAAAAAGCUUUGGCUGCACUGAAUGUGGGAAAGCCUUCCAAAAGAGGUCUCAUCUUGUUAGACAUGAAAAAAAGCAUACAAGAAAAAAACCCUUUGAAUUCAAUGACUGUGGGAAAGCCUUUAACAGUAAGGGACACCUUAUAGCCCAUCAAAAAAUUCAUAGUGGAGAGAGAUCCUUUGCGUGCAGUGAUUGUGGGAAAGCAUUUGUGCACGAAGCACAACUGGUGGUCGUCCCCCAGAGACUUCACACUAGAGAGAAGCCUUAUGAAUGCCAUCCGUGCGGGAAGUUGUUCACUCACAACUCCUCCUUUACCCAACAUGUGAAAUCUCAUGCACUCGAGAACUCGUUUGAAUGUAAGGAAUGCGAGAAAACCUUUGAGUACAGUUUAUCCCUUUAUAAACGUUCUAGAUUUCAUAUAGGAGAGAAGUCCUACAGAUGUAGAGAAUGUGGCAAAGCCUCAGUGCUUGUCACGCAUCAGAGGAUUCAUACAGGCGAGAGACCCCACGGGUGUACGAACUGUGGAAAAGCCCUCAUCAAGAAGUCACAUCUCCUUAAACAUUACUUAACUCCUACAGCAGAGCAACAAAACAAAUGUGGUGCAUGUGGGAGAUGUUUUCACCGGAAGACACAUCUCACUGUCCAUCAAAGAACUCAUAAACACAUGGGAGCUUUGUGAAUGUGGGAGAACGUGCAGUUAGCCUUUUAAUAAAGCAGCAAAGAAUUAAUAAUGAGAAAAAAAAAAACCACCAAUUGGAUGAAUGUGGAAAAGCAUGUUCUGAAAUUCAUAUUCUGUAAGUGGUACUGCUAAUUUUAUUGAGAAGAUAACAGAAGAUUUUGAGUUUACAAGUUGAGAAUUUUACUGCAUAGCAUAAAACUGAAGAAGUUGUAAACAAUUUCAAAAUCAAGGCAUCAAGCUGACUAAUUACAUAUAUGUAUUGCCCCAAUUUAUGAUUUUUAUACAAGUUAUACAAGUGCAUUGCUUAAGAAAUUUGUAUAACCAUAGGUUUGAAAUAUGUGCUACGCACAUUACACGAAAUUAUAUCUGUUAUGACGAUGGUUGCACAGCAUUGUGAUUGUACUUAAUGCCAUGAAUUACUUAAAAUGGUUAAAAUAGUACAUUUUAUGGUGUGUAUAUUUUAUUGCAAGAAAAAACAUAUAAAUAAAACUUAAAACCAAAACUA